Pseudogymnoascus verrucosus is the source of this 1469-nucleotide messenger RNA. RefSeq lists its product as uncharacterized. NCBI's taxonomy places the organism in Eukaryota, Fungi, Ascomycota, Leotiomycetes, Thelebolales, Thelebolaceae. Gene Ontology annotation, molecular function: O-methyltransferase activity. Bases 323 to 1423 code for a protein of 366 amino acids. The transcript has 4 exons. The record is from RefSeq and is a predicted model, not a curated record.
AAUCCACUUGUAUUUACCCAGUGAUCUGCGCCCAGCCGAUGCGCACUGGCUUAUACUACAGUGUACAGUAGGCCUGUGUUAAGGACGUGCGAGGUGUGGAGACAUCCGCCUUGUCCUCGUCAUCAUCGACUACUGAGUUUACAGUACAACAGUUUGAGCUUGUGUGUGCAUGGAAUAUACGCGGCCAUACCCCGAACUAUCCCCAAGUUUAGAUGAAGAUAUGCCUGGUAAAGCAAUCUCUCUUUCCCUCUCCUUUCUGCCAGCCUUCCCACCCCAAAACCUUUCUCUUCGGUUGCUAUUGCUGUAAUUAUCUCUUGCCAUUAUGACCCCACCCCCAGGAGCACUCUUAGCGGCUAAGGUCACAGCAGCGGGGGCACUGGGCUUCAUUCCUGUGGUUGUCCACUUUCGAUUAUUUGAGACGCUGGCAAAGAUCGGCACGGCCGCCAGUUCAACGGAGAUCUUGGAGGCGAAUAACAUUGAGCGUACCGAGGAGGAAAAAGCCGCAUCGCCACUAUGUUUGAAGUUGGUUGAGGACACACUAUUCGUUUUAUCAGGACAGGGUCUCGUUGAUCUAAUCUCAGACAAUGUCUUCGCCCCAAAUGCAAUCACGCAUCACUGGGCAUCACAGCCUUCAGCGCCACAUGGCGCUCUACACUUCACCACGGAAGUCCUCCUCGCCUCGGCCUUUCUGAUGCCGAAGCUCCAGGCCACACACUUUGCAUACCCCUUAGCUGAUGCUGAUACGCCGUACCAACACGCGUUCUCUCUCCUCGGCGAAAAGAGCCUUGCCCAGCAGCACACUUAUAGCAUCAUGGAGGAGAUUGGGCGCAUGGACUCCUUCAACAUUUUCAUGGACGGUAAGUUUGGGUCCUUUGGGACACUGCCCGAACGUCUUCAACGGUUCGGCUAUGAUCUCGAUGCAGCCAUCGGAGGGACCGAGUCCGACGUAGUGAUGGUUGACAUCGGAGGCGGAACCGGAGCUGCUCUUAUUGAGCUGAAGGCCGCGUAUCCCCACUUGGCAGCAUCAUCUCUCGUAGUGCAGGAAUUCCAGACAGACCUCCAAACGCUCGACAGCGGCAUCACGCUCCAGGAAUGGAACUUCAAGACUUCCCCCCAGCCUAUACGUGGCGCCCUGAUAUAUAGUCUCACACACAUCCUCCACAACAACUCUGAUCUAGAAGCAUUGAAGCUACUGAAAAAGCUAGUAGAUGCCAUGGAGCCGUACUCGCGACUUCUAAUCCACGAGUUUUCAAAGAACAGUAACUACGGCAAUAUGCACGGGACGAUGGUAGGGCUAUAUGCUGGCAGAUUGAGGAGUGCCGAGGAAUGGGCCGCGAUGGCGGAGGUCGUUGGGUUAAAAAUCACGUUUGAAGUGUAUCCGGAGGCUGGGGAGGGACUUAUUGAGAUGAUGAAGGUUACUUGAUGUUACCGUAGGCUCUCUUAGGGAAAGUUGUGCGGUGGAAGGCGCU